Messenger RNA from Amaranthus tricolor (Joseph's coat), 1509 nucleotides. RefSeq names its product protein SODIUM POTASSIUM ROOT DEFECTIVE 1-like. Gene Ontology annotation, molecular function: metal ion binding. The coding region runs from base 180 to 1196 and encodes 338 amino acids. NCBI's taxonomy places the organism in Eukaryota, Viridiplantae, Streptophyta, Magnoliopsida, Caryophyllales, Amaranthaceae. The record is from RefSeq and is a predicted model, not a curated record. The transcript has 3 exons.
AAUCCAAAUAAACCCCUUCAUUCCUCUUGUAUUCACUACUCUUUAAAAGCAGAGCAAACACCUACUCUAAAACCUCUACUUGAUGUUCCUCUUUCUCUGUCCUCCAUUCUUCUCACCUUCAUAAAACCUACCCUAUAUUCCUCUAAACCUCGAGAAAAAAGAAAAAAAAACACAAAAAAAUGCCAUUAAAAAUAAAAAACAUGAAGGGUAUAGAUUUCUCUUGUGCAUCACCAGCAUCUACAGCCAUAUGUUCAAGUACAGACCAAAAUUUAAUGGUCAAAAACUCAACCAAAUCAUUUAAUCGUUUAAAUGAUCAUUACAAAUCUUAUUCUCCAAGAGCACCUUGUAUUUCUGAACUCCCUUUUACUCCUAGACUUUCAUCUUCUUACCGUGAAAAACCCAGAAAAAACCCAUCCUCCAUUGUUAAGCUUAGUGAUCUUAGUACUCCUAGAAGAAAAUCUUCCGUCAAUAUCCACGAUUUUCGACGCUUUUAUGAAAAAUGUAGCUUUAAUAGUAGUUUAUUAAGUCCUCCUAGAGGUCAUUCUUCUAGGUACCUUUUGGAUGAAUCUAAGUGUUUGGACUCAAAUUCUGAGUCUCAUCAAAAUGUUACUAAAAAUAGUAAGUAUGAUAAUUAUAGUAAUGGUUGGGCUUUGGUUCCUUGUGCUCCUAUAGUGACUUCUUCUCAUGAAGAAGGUCAUGAAAAGAAGAGUUUUGGUUCAUAUUUGGAUGCUGAAAAGGAAAAGAAGAUUAUGAAAUCAUCAUUAGUGCAUGUUAAUCAUGGUGAUCAAAGAGUGAUUAAGUCUUAUAAUACAAAGUUUAAUAAUAAUGGUGAUGAUGUUUUUAAUAGAAAGCAACAAAGUAUGGGUUAUUGCAAAAAUGAUUCUCUUGUGUUGAAGAAAUCGUCUUCUUCUGCUACUCAAUCUCUUGACAAGGUUGUGGUAUUGAGGGUGUCAUUGCACUGCAAAGGUUGUGCUGGUAAGCUUAGGAAACAUCUCUCCAAGAUGGAAGGAGUGACAUCGUUUAGCAUAGAUUUGGAAACAAAAAAAGUGACAGUAAAAGGGAAUGUGACACCAUUAAGUGUAUUAACAAGCAUUUCAAAGGUGAAGAAUGCUCAGUUCUGGCCAUCACCACUAUCAAACUCAUCAUCUUCAUCUUCUUCAUCAUCAAAUUCUUCCAUGGUUGAAUACUUCCAUUAAUUAAGGAUCAUGAAGAAGGAGCUAGCUAUACUACCAAGCUCUGUAUUCAAGCUCAUCUACUUGAUGUAUAUUUCAUACUGCUUUUAAGCACUACUUUUCCUAUUAUUACAUUAAGUUUGUUAAGCUUUUUUAAAUACUUGUUAAAACUAUCAUUAUUAUAAAGAAGUUUUUUUAUGCUGAUUUUUGUGCAUGGUAGAGUGGAGGACUAGCAAUUCCGUUACUGGUAUUUUGUGGGUCCUAGACAAAUUAAUAGAUAUAGGCACUGCCUAUAAAAGAUCGAUUAUAAUCUUUAAUAGGUACUUGAAAUAAUAAU